Nicotiana tabacum (common tobacco) is the source of this 1521-nucleotide messenger RNA. RefSeq names its product protein KTI12 homolog. The record is from RefSeq and is a predicted model, not a curated record. NCBI's taxonomy places the organism in Eukaryota, Viridiplantae, Streptophyta, Magnoliopsida, Solanales, Solanaceae.
CUGAGUUCCCAUCGACACUGAAACAGUGGAGUUCGGGUCGGGUUUUCCUAAAUCUAUACCCGUCAGAAGGGCGAAGGCCUACCAAAGACAUCGUUGGAACAUCGGCAAGCAACACCAUAAACCCUAAUUCUAUCUCUCUCCCAUUCUCUACUUUCUCUUCUUUAACUUAACCAACUUUUCUUCUCCACUCUCACAAGCUUUUGGACAACACCCAUAAGAUGGCAUUGGUUGUUAUCUGUGGUCAACCAUGUAGCGGGAAAUCAACAGCUGCAGCUUGUUUAGCUGAAGCACUUAAAGAAACAGAAUCAAAGCCGUCAGUGAGAACUAUUGAUGAGACUUCGUUUCAUCUUAGUCGCAACCAAAGUUAUGCGAACAUGACUGAGGAAAAGAACUUAAGAGGUGUAUUAAGGUCUGAAGUUGAUAGAUCUUUGUCAAAGGACAGUAUAGUUAUAGUGGAUUCUCUGAAUAGCAUCAAGGGAUAUAGAUAUGAAUUGUGGUGUUUGGCUAGAGCAGCGGGGAUUAGAUAUUGUGUCCUCCAUUGUGACGUUGAUGAGGAAUCUUGUAGAAUAUGGAACGGAGAACGUCGCGAGAGAGGAGAACUAUCUUAUGAUGAUAAUAUAUUUGAGGAUCUUGUAAGAAGAUUUGAAAGACCAGAUAGCAAAAAUAGAUGGGAUUCUCCCUUAUUUGAGCUAUGGCCAGCUAAAGAUGGAAUUGAUAAAUUGUCUACAGCUAUAGUUGAUGCUGUUAGCUAUCUAACAAAAAAAGUGGACUCUAAAACAAGGGAUGUUAAGAUUCUACAGCCAACCAUUGCAACACAAAGUGCACGUGGUUCUGAGGCAAAUUCUUUAUAUGAGAUGGACAGGGCGACGCAAGAAGUUACAAAUGCUAUUGUGGAAGCUCAGUCCCAUGCUCUUGGGGGUCCUCUCAAUGGUGUAUCUCUUGGUCCAGGAUUACCUACUGUAGAUAUCUCGAGAUCUGUUAGCUUGCCAGAGCUGCGUAGGCUACGAAGAACUUUCAUCAAGCUUGCUGGACAGACAAGCUUGAGCGGGCCACCCCCUCCUUCAGAUGCUGAUAGUGCAAAAAGGAUGUUUGUUGAUUACUUAAACAGAGAACUAGCAAGUGGUUGAAGAAUUACGGUUCGUAUGAAUGCAGAUAGGUGCCUUAACAUUGAUUGUAUAUAGUAGUGAGAGAGACAUACUGUAUUCCUGCAAAUGAUGGUGAGAGGACUUCAGUUCAUGGAGCUUUACUGCUUUACCAUAGUAGUAUAUGUUCAUCUUCCACCGAAAAUAACUGUGAGAUUUGGUCAUUCAUUUAGAAUUGCUGCAUUUGUUUUCCAAGUUAGAUUGUUUCAUUUUGUUAAAAUAGCCCUUUUCACCUCUACAUUUUUGGUCUUGGAUGACCCUUUUUCCUUGGGUCUAAAAUGCCAUUCCUGUAGACUAUUUGGUUGCUUAUGGUUUGAUUACGGCUGAUGGAUGUUUGUACUGCGAAUUCAGAACAUAUAGAACUUUCUAGUUAAUAACA